Molecule: messenger RNA, 561 nt
Organism: Mastomys coucha (southern multimammate mouse)
Lineage: Eukaryota; Metazoa; Chordata; Mammalia; Rodentia; Muridae
Product: major allergen I polypeptide chain 1-like
Exons: 3
Coding region: 1-279 (92 amino acids)
Cellular component (GO): extracellular region
Molecular function (GO): steroid binding
Source: RefSeq, a predicted model, not a curated record
AUGAAGCUCGCUGGUGCUGUCUUGCUGCUUGGGGCUGCCCUGCUCCUGACUUCAGGGGGAGAUUGUGGCAUUUGCCCAGCUAUAAAACAGGAUGUUUAUCUAUUUCUUCACGGGACCCCAAAAGAAUAUUUUGAGUAUGUGAAAAAAUACAAAGAUGACCCUGCCAUAGUGGAAAAUACUGAAAAACUCAAGCAAUGUGUCGAUAGCACAUUGACAGAGGAAGACAAGGCACACGCAUUCGCUUUCAUCGAAAAAAUAGAAGCCAGCCCAGCAUGUUGAUGGAUAUGUCUUUGCUCUCAAGGAAGCCACUUGCCUGCUCACCAGCAUAGAUGCAACAAGCCCUACCCCUUCCCUCCAGGUGUCUAAGAACAGGAAUCCAACAUUAAAGGCCUUACAAUUAACAGAGGAGCCUGGGUUUUUGGAUUCGAGGUUGGGUCUGAUUGGGUUGAAGGAUAUCGCAGGGAAAACCAGUGGGACUUUGAAGUGCCAUCGCUCAAUUGUGGUGCUUCCAAAAUACCUUUGCAUAGAGAAUGCUAAGAGACCAUAGUCACUAUACCAAAG